AAACUCAGUCCAUCUGUCAAAAAAGUGCAUUUAUCGAGAAGGCGGAAGGCAAAUGUUUUCGCCGAACAUUUUCCCAAUUUAGCUGAAUUAUUCGCAAGUCGUUCCAUCAAAUUAAUCGGGAAACAUCUACCGAAGGAUGGCCACAAUGGAGGAGCAGUCGAGUUCGGAAACGGUGUGCCGCGUGUGUUUGGAUAAUCGGCCCGAAAUGUUUUCGAUUUUUUCCGCCAUCGAAGGAGGAACCAUCAUUGCGAGCGUCAUCACGGAAAGCACCGCCGUUCAGGUUGAGGAAGACGACGGCCUGCCCGAAUUGAUCUGCUCCGAGUGCACGGAGGAAGUGAAAUUUGUCGCAAGCUUCAUGAACAAAGCCCGGCAAUCGGAUCACACGUUGAGGGAUGUAUUUAAGGCCGAAGUGAAACAGGAAGAAGACGAACAGCUGUAUAAGCUAGAAAUUUCUGUUCUGGACCAACCGAAAACGAUCAUAACCAAAGUGGAAAUCGAAGACGACUAUGAUGUGUACGAAGUCGAAGAUCAAGAGGAAACGGCCGGGUCAGAAUCUCCGCCAAGGUAUUACGAAGGUCAUGAGAGUGACUUUGGGGUUGAGCAUGAAAGCGACUCGGAUGAAGAUUACGAUCCGGAGGAAACUAGGGAUCGAAAGAGCCUUAAAACUGAGUUGAGCUUCGUUGAUGCGAACGAUUUGCCCAGCAGUGACUCGGACGAAGAAACUAAGCCGAAACGAAAGAAACGUUAUACAAAAGCUGCCAAAUCAGAAGGUAUUGAAAUGGACGAGAUCGAAGAGAAGAUUUUCGAAGUAGUCGAAGUCGGAAGUCAACGUUUAUGCUGUACCUGUUUUAAAAUGUUCGAUGAUGAAGAGGAGCUCAUAGAACAUGGCAAGGAGGUACAUAAAGGCAGAAGAACCUCCAAUCCCGACAAAAAGCACGUCUGCAAACUCUGCUUCAGAAGAUACUCCUCGAAAGUGGCUUUGCAUGCACAUUCCAAGAAAGCUGCCUCAAUAACUCGAGUCUUCGACUGUCAGCUUUGCCAUGCAAGGUUUGCAUCUCCACAAAAGCGCCAACAGCAUGCCCAUAAACACCCUCCUGUGGAUUCUAAGUCUGCAAUCUACAUCGCUCCUCUUCCGGCUGAUGCUCUGGACAUGGGCAAAAUUUGCUGCGCCCAAGGCUGCAAUCAAGUGUUCGAUACGGAUGAAGACCUUCUGGCACAUUCUGAACUUGAACACGUGGCGAACAAAGUGCAAGCUGAGCUAAACCCCGACAACCGACGACCCGUCCAGUGCAAGGUUUGCUACCGUCGGUUCAUGGACGAGAAAGGCCUAAAACAGCAUCAGCAGCGAAUCUACAUGCCCAAGCGACACGUCUGUUCAAUUUGUGGCCUCAAGUUUGCUAUGGUCGGCGAAUGCAAGCGCCACGAAAUAGACCACUUUGUCGUGGAAAAGAAGUUCAAAUGUGACCAAUGCCCCAAAGCGUACAUCCACAGCGAUCAGCUGAAAGCGCACAUCAAACGUCACUCGGCUACCCGGGAGUUCAUGUGCAACAUUUGUGGCCAGUCGUAUAUGCAGCGGCACAGUCUGCAGGCGCACAUGUUGAAGCACGAGGGCAAACUGCCCUUCGAGUGUGACAUCUGCAAGAAAGCCUUCCGGGUGAAAGCGAAACUGAUGUACCACAAGCGGGUUCAUUCCGGCGAGCGGCCAUUCCCUUGUCGGUAUUGCGAGCAGGCAUUCGCCGACAGUACCAACCGGCUGAGACACGAAAUGUCCCACACGGGUGUUAAGCCAUACAAAUGCGAAUACUGCGAGAAGACAUUCAUCACCAAGCGGUUGAGGAGAGAUCAUGAGAGAACACACACCAACAGUUCACGUCGAGGUCAGACUUCCUACCAAAUGCCAGAAACUAGCAUUAUGAUAGAGUAAUAACUUUGAUAUUGUGUUUUGAAUAAUUCGUUUUACAAAAUAAUAAAAGUGUAAAGUAUGUGAA
Messenger RNA from Aedes aegypti (yellow fever mosquito), 1988 nucleotides. RefSeq names its product zinc finger protein 25. The record is from RefSeq and is a predicted model, not a curated record. The transcript is spliced from 3 exons. The coding region runs from base 137 to 1924 and encodes 595 amino acids. NCBI's taxonomy places the organism in Eukaryota, Metazoa, Arthropoda, Insecta, Diptera, Culicidae. Gene Ontology annotation, cellular component: nucleus. Gene Ontology annotation, molecular function: zinc ion binding.